UCGCCACGCCACUGUCCGAACCAGUCCGUUCCAGGUCGAGUGUUACGUUGCAAGUGUGUCCGGUUACGUGCCUGAACAUGGUCCUCGUGGAGCUUAUCCUGCUCCUGAUGGUAGCCGCCGGGUUGGGGCUGCUGUUGUAUCUGCGGAGUAAAUCUUUCGCCAGCCGGUUGCCACCAGUUCAGCCGUACCAUCCGGUGAUCGGAAAUGCACUACUCUUCGUGGGGAAGUCCGACGAGCAGCGGUUCGUGAAUAUUGCUCGAGCCUUUGCACAUCCGGCUCGGUUGUUUAAAUUUGUGGUGCUCGGGUAUCCGAUGCUGGUCACCAACGAGCCGGAAGUGGCGCAGAAAAUUCUCACCAGCACCGAGUGUCUCGAGAAGCCGUUCCUGUACGAUUUCUUCAAGCUGGACUAUGGACUGUUUGCGGCGCAUUACGACAUCUGGAAGGGCCAGCGCAAAUCGCUAAAUCCAACGUUCAAUCUGAAGAUCCUGCACGGUUUCAUCCCCCUGUUUGACAAGUGCGCCCAGGCUCUGGUGCGCAAGCUGGACACCUUUCCGGCCGGGGUGAGCCUCAACAUUACGGACUGCAUGCUGCGCUGUACGCUGGAGAUGGUGGUGGCCACGACCAUCGGGGUGGACAUCAACAAGAACCGCGGUGCCGAUCGGCUGAUGGCGUUGAUCCAGAAGGGCUUCCAUCUGGCGUCUAAACGGUUGGUGCGGAUCCACUGGUACAAGGAUUGGAUGUACCGGUUUACUAGUGAUUACCGGGAGGAUGUGAAGCUGCGAGCGGAGGCGUACACGUACGGGAAUGAGAUCCUACAAGAUGCUAUCGAUCGUAAAGCUCGGGAAGCCGCCGCACCGGAAGUAAGCGACCCGGAGUGUGAUGGCUACCGCAAGCCGCAGAUUUUCGUAGACCAGCUGCUGGAAGACCUGGAAGGUCGCAAAUUCGAAGACAUCGAAACCAUCCACAACGUUUACACGAUGAUUGUAGCGGGCAGUGACACUUCCGGCACGGAAAUGGGCUACGUGGCACUCUCGCUGGCACUCUACCAAGAUUUGCAGGAGAAAGUGUACCAGGAGAUCGUGACCGUCUUUCCCCCCGAUAGCGAAACAAAAUUCAGCCCGGAAUCGCUCAGACAGCUCCAGUACACGGAAAUGUUCCUCAAGGAGUGUCUGCGGCUGUUCCCGAUUGGGCCACACAUUGUGCGGCAGACCAAGCAGGACAUCGAGCUGGAAGGAGUUCGCGUCCCGCAGGGAAACAUUCUGAUUGUCAGCAUCUACAAUAUCCACCGCCGGAAGGACAUCUGGGGCUCGGAUCCGGACCGGUUUGAUCCGGAGAACUUUUCGCCGGAACGGAGUGCCGGCAGGCAUCCAUUCGCUUUUAUUCCGUUCAGUGGAGGCACGAGGAAUUGUAUCGGAUCCCGCUACGCAAUGAUCAGUAUGAAGAUCAUUCUGGUGCAUUUGCUGCGAAACUUCAAGUUGAAGACGCACUGGAGCUUGGAGGAUCUGCGCUUCCGGUUUGAAGCACUGCUGAAGACUUCCAAAGAUCCCGAGGUGUACCUGGAGCGGCGGGAUGUGACAACGCUGGUUGGAGUGAACAGUAACGAUACUGCGUACACUAAUGGUAAUGCUUGUUUUGAAUAAAUUAUAUUUGAAACGUUGUUCUUUUAUUGUUCUUGAGUCAUCUUAAAAUGAUGUAAUACGAAGUUAAUAAAAAGAAGGUUCUUUAUGUAGA
Messenger RNA from Culex quinquefasciatus (southern house mosquito), 1731 nucleotides. RefSeq names its product cytochrome P450 4c21. The record is from RefSeq and is a predicted model, not a curated record. Gene Ontology annotation, molecular function: oxidoreductase activity, acting on paired donors, with incorporation or reduction of molecular oxygen; heme binding; monooxygenase activity. The transcript is spliced from 5 exons. Bases 78 to 1640 code for a protein of 520 amino acids. NCBI's taxonomy places the organism in Eukaryota, Metazoa, Arthropoda, Insecta, Diptera, Culicidae.